UGCCUUUUACGUAAUGACAUGGAUCUGGGGCCUUAUAAAUACGAACAGGAACGUCAGUCAGACAUCAUCAUCGAGCAGACUGAAAGAUUCCAAGCAGCAAACAACAGGAACAUUUCCUCUGCUUUAAGAAGACAAGACAAAAGUGACUGGACAGCAGCUUUAUUUAAAUUGCAGAUCAAACUCAACUAUCAGAGAUACUUCUAUCAUAUAGAGCACAGUCUCAGUGCACAACUAAUCUGCAAAAUGCAAGCCGUUCGUCAGUGUUCAGUGUGUACCAGCAGAGCUGCUGGGGGACUUCUGAGAAACCAGACAGACUUUUCAUUUCUGCGGACCAACAAGAAUGUGGUCAGAAGAGGAGCGACCUGUGUCCGGUUCCUCAGCAUUUCUGAGAGUGGCCAGUUCAAGUCUGGAGUCCAGAAGAAGGAGGAAAAGACAAAUACUGCACCCAUGAGCCUUACAUCUACAAGCUCUGCUCGUGGACUUAACGCUUUCCCUUUCACACAGCAUGUGGAGAACCUCUCCCAGGACUCCCUGAUCAGAAGAGCGGCCUCAGUGGUGACAGACGGUUCCAGUAUCUUCCUCUCACAGACCACCUUGGCUCUCAUCGAUGCCCUCACAGACUACUCAAAGGCUGUGCACACACGUGUUGCUUUCCAAAGACGCUACUUAGCCACGCUGGGAAAACUGACCGCUGCAGAGGAGGAUUCACUCCUGGAGGUGAUCAGUGUCCAACGUGCAGAGGCAAGUGAGAGGCUGGAGGACUGCAAGCGCUUUGAGUCAACCUGGAUCAAUGCAGUUAACUUGUGCAAAAUGGCAACUGAGGCAGCACAUUCCACAGGAGCUGAACACGCGUCCAUCUCAGUGAGGACAAACAUGCAGGUGGCCCAGUCCCAGGUGGAGGAGGCUCGUAAACUGUCAGCGGAUGCAGACAAGAAGCUGGCCGAGACUAAGGUGGAGGAGAUCCAAAGAAUGGCCGAGUAUGCUUCCUUUAGAUGGGAGAAUGAGGAGCACGAGGUGCACGAGGCUUAUCUCCGAGAGGACUAAGGCACACAGACAGAGAUAUGAGAAUGCAGAGCUAACAAGUUCUUUAAAGAGCCUGUAAGAUUGUGAACCCUAAAAUAAUAUUUAAAGAGGGAAUCUACUAAAUAUGAGUAUUUGUAAUCCUCUAAAGUUUCAGUAUUAUUUAUGACUAUUUAUUUGAUUGUUGGAUUUCAGCUGCUUUGGAGUUGCUGGACAAUUAUUAGAGGAUCUCUUGUUUUUGGCAGUGAGAUUUAUCCAACAUUGUAUCACAGUGUUGUUUAUUGUAUGAGUUUU
Messenger RNA from Notolabrus celidotus (New Zealand spotty), 1314 nucleotides. RefSeq names its product diablo homolog, mitochondrial-like. Bases 19 to 1044 code for a protein of 341 amino acids. Gene Ontology annotation, biological process: neuron apoptotic process; intrinsic apoptotic signaling pathway in response to oxidative stress. NCBI's taxonomy places the organism in Eukaryota, Metazoa, Chordata, Actinopteri, Labriformes, Labridae. Gene Ontology annotation, cellular component: mitochondrion. The transcript has 6 exons. The record is from RefSeq and is a predicted model, not a curated record.